Molecule: messenger RNA, 3037 nt
Organism: Xyrauchen texanus (razorback sucker)
Lineage: Eukaryota; Metazoa; Chordata; Actinopteri; Cypriniformes; Catostomidae
Gene: safb
Product: scaffold attachment factor B
Exons: 21
Coding region: 117-2636 (839 amino acids)
Biological process (GO): regulation of mRNA processing; regulation of transcription by RNA polymerase II
Cellular component (GO): nucleus
Molecular function (GO): RNA binding; sequence-specific DNA binding
Source: RefSeq, a predicted model, not a curated record
CUUCGUGUGAAACACGCUGUUUGUCCCGCUGCAUCAGAAAUCGGGCGUGUGUGAGUUCGGAGGGGAGACAGAUUCACAAAACAGCAUCCACUGUACCAUUUUUGCAACCUGAGAUCAUGUCAGACUCGUUGACAGCAGAUGUGGGACCUACGGAGGUGGGGGUUCGCAAGUUAUCCGAGCUGAGGGUGAUCGAUCUGAAGGCCGAACUGAAGCGGCGAAACCUCGACAUAAGCGGCAAUAAAGGCCUGCUUUCAGAGAGACUCAAAAAGGCUAUUGAAGAAGAGGGGGGCAAUCCAGAUGAGAUUGUUGUACACCUUGAAAUAACUCCCAAGAAAACACCACGACGAACUCCUAAAGGAAAAAGGCAAGACAAUGAUGACCCUGAAGAUUGCACGCUUGAGGAGGACUCCGUUGAUGGCCAGGACGAUUCAGAUGCUAUUCCAGAGAACCUUCAGGAGAUGGAUAUCAUGGACAUGAAUGUUCUGGAUGAAGCCGAUAUGGGCAAUGAAGAUGGGGAUGAUGAAGAUGAACAUGAGGAGCUUCAAGACACCCAUUCGAACGAAGAAAAUGCGAGCAGCCUAAGGGAAGAUGCCGUAAAUAACCACAAUAUGGAGGAGGCCAGUGAUGCCAUCAUGAGCAGAUCUGAGGAGGAGCAAAUGGAGGCCAGCGGUGCAAAUGUGAAGGAAAAUCAGGAUGCUGCUUGUCAGGAGGAUGAUGGAGAGGAUGGGCAUGAAGAUGAUAAAGAAAGUGAGAAAGUAGCCGGGUCUUGUAUGUCAGAGCCGAUUAAGGAAGACUGCACUGAAGAGGAGAAAUCUUCAGUCUGGGAGUCUCACAAAGAGGAAGACAAUGUGCACAACCUUUCUAAUGUGGAGGACGCCAGCAAUUUGGAAGCAGAAUCAACGGCCUGUGAAGCAGACAUUGACACUGCAAAGCAAAACGAAGUUCAGUCCACAAGCAAAGACCAAGCAAAUGAUCAGGACAAUUUGGUGAACACUGAGAGCACUUCUGCUCAGGCCACAAAUGAUAAUGAAACUGUUUUGUGCGAAAUCGAAAGCGCAGUUGAUUCUGAAAGAGCGUCAAAAGAAGAUGGGGUUGAGGAAAGCAAGAAGACUGAAUCUGCUGAAUCUUCAGAAGGCAAAGAGUCCUCUGUUCAGGGUGAUGAUCAGACAAAGAGUGGUGACGAGGACAAAUCAAGCAAGCCUGAGUCGAAAGAUGAUAAAGGUAGCGCUGGCGCAAGCGGAAGAAACCUUUGGGUCAGUGGACUUUCUUCAAACACCAGAGCGACUGAUCUGAAGAAUCUGUUCAGCAAAUAUGGCAAGGUUGUUGGUGCUAAAGUAGUAACUAACGCCCGAAGCCCAGGAGCUCGCUGUUAUGGAUUUGUCACUAUGUGUUCUACUGAGGAGGCCACCAAGUGCAUCAGCCAUCUGCACAGAACCGAAUUGCAUGGCAGAAUGAUUUCAGUUGAAAGAGCCAAGAAUGAGCCAGCUGGAAAGAAGCCUACUGACAAAAGUGAUUGCAAAAAUGCUGGUACUGACAGAAGACUCUCCUCUGACUCUAAGACUGAGAAAGCCGAGAACAAUGAUGAGAAGACUGAAAGCUCUGAUGGCAAAGAGCCUGGUGGAGAAAGGACUGUUGUGAUGGACAAAUCAAAAGGAGAGCCAGUUAUUAGCGUGAAAACAAAAAGCAAAGAGAGGAGCACCAAGAGUCGUGACCGCAAGUCCUCCAGCAAGGACAGGAAGGACAUUUUGUCCUUCGAUCAGAUAAAAGAGCAGAGAGAGAGGGAGCGUCAGAGGCAGAGAGAACGAGAGAUCAGAGAGGUGGAGAGACGCAAGCACUCUGGUGACCGCGACAGCCGUUUGGAGCGUGAACGUAUCCGUCUCUUCCGGGAGCGGGAGGAGAAAGAGAGGCUCAUGAAGAGGCGCAACUGGCUAGAGCUGGAGAAGCAGAAACUGGAUGCCGACCGCAUGGAGCGCGAGCUCCUGGAACGUGAGCGCAUCCGUGUAGAGUACGAGCGUCGCCGCGAACAGGAGCGAAUUCAUCGCGAGAGAGUGGAGCUGCGGCGGCAGCAGGAGCAACUGCGCUUUGAACAGGACCGACGUCCUCUCAAGAGGCCUUAUGACAUGGAUGGCAGAAAAGACGAUUGGCAAAUGAAGAGAAUGAACAUGGACGAUCGUUGUGGAAGGUCUGAUUUUGGACGGCAAGACCGCUACCAAGACUUUGAUCACAGAGAUCGCAGCCGCUAUCAGGAUGACAUGAUGAUUGACAGGAGAGGUGGAUUGCUAGGGGACAGAGACAAUCAGCACUUCUCUGAUCGGGACAGGCACAGCAGAGACAAUCGUGAUAACUGGGGUGGCAGCUAUGACAAACGUGGAAUGAAUCCUACAAGGCCAGUGCCUGGAAGUCGCGACAACAGAGACUGGGAACCUGGACGUAAAAUGGACGGGGACAGAAACUGGCAAGGACCAGACCGAGGUGUCCCAGGACAGGGUCACAUAGCACGAGGUGGAAUGGCAAGCCGGGGUGGGUACAUACCAACAGGGACAUCCCAGUCUCUCUCUGGAGCCUUAAACCGACCAAACCAGAUUAUACCUGGCAGCGGGAUGCAGGGGGGCGGAGCCUUUGGUCGACGCUACUAAAAAAAAAAAUAACAUCCCUUGUGUCUGUUGUUUGCUUAAUUAUGAAAACUGCAGCUUGUACAUUGCCGAUCGAGCUAUGUAAUUUUAUUUUUUAAGUCCUGUUUUCUUUUAAUUGUGUGGAGACAGAAAACUGGUUACACUAUGUAAAGAUUGUGUUUGAGAUUUGAUUUAGAUUUCCCCAGAAUUCCAUUCCACAUCUUGAUAGAUUUUAGUCAUUUUUCUGCUUCGUUUUACACAUGGUGAACGCUCAAGAAUAUUUAGCUAAAAUUAAUCUGGUCGUUGAAACCACGAAAUUGUUGAUGUUCACUUGUUGUUGAUGUGUUACAAUAAAAUUGUGGCAUUUUCUUUAAAGUAGAAUUCUGUUUGAAAUUACUCAAUAUGAAGGAUUACUCAUUUUCCAU